Molecule: messenger RNA, 5658 nt
Organism: Penicillium crustosum
Lineage: Eukaryota; Fungi; Ascomycota; Eurotiomycetes; Eurotiales; Aspergillaceae
Product: DNA-binding ATPase
Exons: 5
Coding region: 1-5658 (1885 amino acids)
Molecular function (GO): TBP-class protein binding; ATP binding; ATP-dependent chromatin remodeler activity
Source: RefSeq, a predicted model, not a curated record
AUGGCUUCCCGACUCGACCGUCUCGUCACGCUACUCGAGACGGGCAGCACUCAGUUGAUUCGUAAUACUGCUGCUCAGCAGCUUGCAGAUGUACAGAAACAGCAUCCAGAUGAGCUGUUUAAUCUACUCGGGCGCAUCCUGCCUUACCUCAGAUCCAAGUCCUGGGAUACAAGGACGGCUUCCGCCAAAGCUAUUGGACUGAUUGUCUCCAACGCAGAGAUUUAUGAUCCAAACGAGGAUGAUGGACUGCAGAUUAAGUCUGCAGCAGACGAAGAUGAUGUGGAGAUCAAGUCCGAGGUCAAAUCCGAAGAGCUAACCCUAGCUGAUGAUUUCCUCAAACUUGACACCUUGGACAUCCCUUCCGUAUUAAAAUACGGUAAGCGGCUGCUUGGCAGUGCGGGCAAGGAGUAUGAAUACUCCCUAGCGUCCAUGGAACCAGCUUCACGCCUGCAGCACCAAAAGAAGACUUUGAACUCACGGUUGGGUCUCGAAGGCGAAUACCUUGAAGAAGACCUGAUCGAGGAUAUUGAAUUGGCCCCUAAAGUGGUAACUCCUGCCCCAAAGCAUGAGCCGACUAUCCCGCCAAUCUCUCACCAGAAGAGUCUGCAUGAAGCUCCCUCCCGCCGGCCCUCCUCGCCUAGCGAAAGUGCGAUGAAGGAGGACGGGGGACUGAGCAAGCGGCAGCUCAAUCAGCUCAAACGGAAAAACAAACAGAAUGCCAAGAUGGGGGCCAAUAAGGUCCGUGUCGUGGAUUUGUCUUCCCGUCGACAGUCAGAUAUUGUGACAACCCCUAUGGCCACAACUCCCCAUCCUGUCAAAGCAGAGAACGGAGAUGAUCAGAACGGCGACACAAAACCUGAUUACUUUUCCUUCGAACGCACGGAAGAAGAUGACGAUUCCAAGCUUGUUUCUGAAUUCAAAGGAACUGCCGCCCCACAGCGACCUCAUAUCCAGCCAGAGAUCGUGGAGCAGGGUGCAGGAUGGCCUCUUGAACACAUGUGUGAAUUCUUGACUAUGGACAUUUUUGACUCUAACUGGGAAGUUCGACAUGGUGCCGCAAUGGCCCUGCGUGAAGUGAUCAGGGUCCAGGGCGUGGCAGCUGGCCGCCUGGAUGGAAAAAGUCGCUCAGAAAAUGAUGCACUCAACCGCCGGUGGCUGGAUGACCUCUCAUGCCGACUACUCUGCGUUCUGAUGCUUGACCGGUUCGGUGAUUACAUUUCAGACAAUGUGGUUGCGCCGAUUCGCGAAACCGUGGGCCAGACUCUCGGUGCCCUUCUAUCACACCUACACCCGAACUCAGUCCGAGCAGUCUACCGAUGCCUAUACCGGAUCAUAAUGCAGACUGACUUAGGAUUGGACCGCCCCGUAUGGGAGGUCUGCCAUGGUGGUAUGAUCGGGUUGCGGUACCUCGUCGCAGUUCGAAAGGAUUUACUUGUCAAUGAUUCCAACAUGAUGGAUGGCGUCCUGGAAGCUGUCAUGAAAGGACUCGCUGAUUAUGAUGAUGAUGUCCGGGCUGUUAGCGCCGCCACACUUGUUCCUAUUGCAGAGGAGUUUGUGUCCUCCCGGACUGGCACGCUUGGCCCUCUGAUGAACAUCGUCUGGGACUGUCUCUCCAACCUACAGGACGAUCUUAGUGCCAGUACAGGCUCUGUGAUGGACCUUUUGGCCAAGCUGUGCACAUUCUCUCAAGUCUUGGAUGCUAUGAAGGCCAACGCUGCAGAUGAUCUGGAAGCGUCAUUCGGAAAACUUGUCCCCCGUCUCUACCCAUUCCUCCGCCAUACGAUCACCAGCGUUCGCUCGGCUGUCCUUCGGGCUCUCAUGACAUUUUUGAAGCUGGAGGGCGAGCGCACCACGGACUGGGUAGAUGGCAAGGCAUUGCGCUUAAUUUUCCAAAAUCUUCUCGUGGAGCGGAACGAGGGUGUUUUGAAACUGUCUGGCCAAGUGUGGUCUGAACUCCUCAAUGCUGUUCAGCUGCGCGGCUCAUUCAAAUCCGACGAGGAGUUAUCGGAGUCUAUUCAGCCUCUUGUCACUCUCACUCUGGGCGCUUUCGGCGUUCCCCGGUACCCCAUCCCGAUGAACACCUCGCUCUUUAUCAAACCGUCUGGCGGGGCUGAGAUCAAGGUGGGACGGAGGCGCAAAUCGGAGAAGAAGGAAAAAGAACAACCCCCGCCCUCAGCUCACAAUGUGGACGGACACAUGCUUUCCGGUGACAUUGACCUCGUUGGUGCAGAUACCAUGCUGAGAUCCAAGAUAUAUGCCGCGAAGGCGUUGGGCGAGCUGAUAUCUUUCUGGGACAAGAAUGAAUUACCAAGCCUUUGGCCGGCAAUUCUGGAUGGUCUUCAUGUUUCUGCUUCCACAACGCAGCUUGCUUCGGCUAUGGUCAUAGAAGAGUAUGCUCGUCAAUCUGGACCAGAGAGCAAAUAUCGUUCGUCUUUGUGUGAUCGUCUUAGACCAAUCCUCGAAGGCGAGCGCCCACCCUGGUAUGCGGACAUUGCGUGCUACCUUCAUGUUGCGCGCUCCCAGUGCCAUUCAUUGUUGAAUACUUUCCGGGACCAUGCGCACGUGGCACCCUCUCGGCUGCCAACCUUGGCCGUGGUCGUUCAGGGCGACUCAGAAGCCGGACCUAAUGCAUUUUCCUUGGCGGAUGCCGAGAAAAUCGUCGGUCCUGACUUUGAUCGACUGAAGAAAAACCUCACACCGGCCCAACGAAUCACUGCUACGCAAGUCUUGAAUGAUACUCGUACAACUGCACAAUCCGCCGUCGAGGAGGCAAGAAUGAUGAGGGAACAACGGGACAUGCGUGUUCUAGCUGCCACUGCUGGUGCCCUGGUCGCGUUGCGGGAUAUCCCCAAGAAGCCUGGUCACAUCAUCAAGGGUAUGAUGGACAGUGUCAAGAAAGAGGAGAAUUUAGAACUCCAGCAGCGCUCUGCGACAGCAGUGGCAGGACUCAUAGAACACUACACAGCUGCCACGAAGCGUGGACCUGUGGACAAAAUCAUUGGAAACUUGGUCAAAUACUGUUGUGUGGACACUUCUGAGACACCUGAGUUCCCGCACAAUGCGCAAUUGGAAAAAUCAAUCUUGUCGCUACGCAAAGAAGAAGACCGACGUGACCAUCCAGAUGCGGCCAAAUUCGAAAGAGAGGCGAGAGAGGCACGGAUUAUGCGUCGUGGUGCCAAGGAUGCGCUGGAGCAGCUGGCAGUCAAGUUCGGUGCUGAGCUUUUGGAGAAGGUCCCGAAUCUCGCAAAAUUGGUUGAACGGCCACUGAGAGAUGCUUUGGCAGAAGAUGAACUUCCCGAGGACAUCACUAACCCAGAGAAUGAACUUGGCCAAGAAAUCGUGGAUGGUCUGUCUACACUGCGGGCUCUGCUGCCCAAGUUCCAUCCCGGUCUCCACGAAUGGGUUAUCGACCUUAUGCCGAUUAUCGCCAAGGGUUUGCAGUGCCGACUUUCUGUCAUUCGCUACGCGGCAGCCAAAUGUUUCGCUACAAUUUGUAGUGUCAUCACCGUUAAGGGUAUGACAAUGCUGGUUGAAAAGGUCUUGCCGAUUAUUAACAAUGGGUUGGAUGUCAAUCACCGCCAAGGUGCGAUUGAGUGCAUCUAUCAUCUGAUCCAUGUUAUGGAAGAUGGAAUUCUCCCCUAUGUCAUCUUCCUCGUGGUUCCUGUCCUUGGCCGAAUGAGCGACUCCGACAACGAUGUGCGUCUUCUAGCAACAACAUCAUUCGCCACUCUUGUCAAACUGGUUCCCCUGGAGGCCGGUAUUCCCGACCCCCCUGGCUUCUCGGAAGAGCUACUCAAGGGCCGUGACCGAGAGAGGAAGUUUAUGUCCCAGAUGCUGGACGUGCGUAAGGUUGAGCCAUUCGAAAUUCCAGUCGCUAUCAAGGCUGAGCUUCGACCUUACCAGCAGGAUGGUGUCAACUGGCUUGCCUUCCUCAAUCGCUACAAUCUCCAUGGUAUUCUUUGCGACGACAUGGGUCUUGGAAAGACCCUGCAAACUAUUUGCAUCGUGGCAAGUGACCACCAUAUGCGAGCGGAGGAGUUCGCCAAGAGUCAGUCGACGGACUCUCGAAAACUGCCUUCUUUGAUUGUCUGCCCGCCUUCUCUGUCUGGACAUUGGCAGCAGGAAGUUAAGCAGUAUGCUCCAUUCCUCAGCUGCAUUGCAUACGUUGGCCCUCCUGCAGAACGGUCGAGACUUCAACCACUGCUGGCCACCGCGGAUGUCAUUGUAACUUCCUAUGAUGUUUGCCGCAACGACAAUGAUAUCCUCUCGCCUAUCAACUUCAAUUACUGCGUGCUCGACGAAGGCCAUCUUAUCAAGAACCCCAAGGCCAAGAUCACAACUUCAGUUAAAAAGUUAGCGAGCAAUCACCGUUUGAUCUUGUCUGGUACUCCAAUCCAGAAUAACGUCCUCGAACUGUGGUCGUUGUUUGACUUCUUGAUGCCCGGUUUCUUGGGAACAGAGAAAGUCUUCUUGGAUCGGUUUGCCAAGCCCAUUGCAGCGAGCCGUUUCAGCAAAUCUUCUUCCAAGGAACAAGAGGCAGGUGCUUUGGCAAUCGAGGCACUGCACAAACAGGUCCUGCCAUUCCUACUCCGACGUCUGAAAGAGGAAGUCUUGAACGACCUCCCUCCCAAGAUUAUCCAGAACUACUACUGCGACCCAAGUGAACUGCAGAAGAAAUUGUUCGAGGACUUCUCCAAGAAGGAGCAGAAGGAGUUGGCAGACAAAGUGGGCAGCGCAGACCGAGGCGACAAAGAGCAUAUCUUCCAGGCGCUCCAAUACAUGCGACGUCUAUGUAACUCUCCUGCCUUGGUUGUCAAGGAAGGCCACAAGCAGUACGACGAGGUGCAAACCUUCCUAACUGCCAAGCGUUCAAACAUCAGAGACCUUUCCCACGCACCCAAGCUAAACGCCCUGAAAGAUUUACUGGUGGAUUGCGGCAUUGGCCUUGACCAUACAGCAGAGGGUGAACUGGACACAGGUGCAAGCUAUGUCAGCCCCCACCGGGCCCUUGUGUUCUGUCAGAUGAAGGAGAUGCUGGACAUUGUGCAGAACGAUGUGCUCAAGAAACUCCUCCCAUCUGUUCAAUAUCUUCGCCUUGAUGGAGGCGUGGAAGCAACCAAGCGCCAGGAUAUCGUUAACCGGUUCAACACCGAUCCCAGUUAUGACGUUUUACUCCUGACCACCAGUGUUGGUGGACUGGGUCUCAACCUUACUGGUGCAGAUACCGUCAUUUUCGUGGAGCACGACUGGAACCCGCAGAAAGAUAUCCAGGCUAUGGACCGUGCUCAUCGUAUCGGCCAAAAGAAGGUUGUCAACGUGUACCGCCUGAUCACGCGGGGCACCCUGGAGGAGAAGAUCCUGAACUUGCAACGAUUCAAGAUCGACGUCGCCUCGACCGUGGUCAAUCAACAGAACGCCGGGCUCGGAACAAUGGACACAGAUCAACUGCUUGACCUGUUCAAUCUGGGCGAAACGGCAGACACAGCCGAGAAGCCUAGCGACACAGCCGGCAAUGAAGUCGACAUGGUCGAUAUUGACGGCGAGGUCAAGGAGAAGGGCAAGAAGGGCUGGCUAGAUGACCUGGGCGAGCUCUGGGAUGACCGCCAGUACCAGGAAGAAUACAACCUGGAUUCUUUCCUGGAAACCAUGAAAAACUGA